ACGCUGCGGCUAAACCGGAGUACCGGAGGACGACCAGGAGGACGGCAAGCCGUGCACUUUAACGACAUUCUUGACCCCCAAAAAAUCGACUGUGUUAAUUCGUCACCUGUUAUGUUUUGAAGGCCAAAUGCAGAUGAUGUUCUCUUCUUUAUGCUCCGAUUGCGGCCAACUUUGCGGGACACGACGACGAGCUUCUUGGAGACUCUUCUUCGAGAUAUUGCGGCAAAUUUAAAAGACGAUCCUCGGAAAUGGAUUGCGUACUCCUAUGAAUGCGGAAUAUAGCGAGCUAUGCCCCAUUGUACUUAUUUUAUUGGGUCCAUGAGCUAUCAGACCUCAGGGAGGGAAUUGGGGCGUGACGUCACGAGGUACCGGAAUACCAGGAUGUUGUGAUCAGGAGGUCACGUGAUUGGCGGAAUCGCCGAGUGACUUUCGUUUUGUUUUUUUCUUCUUCUGAAACGCAAAGCUCUCAUGUAGUUUUACGAAGGAAAUAUACAGGAUUGUGCCACGAAUAGAAAGUGCUAAUGCUAAGAAAAUAACGCAUCUUUUUGUUUUAAGUCGUCAUUGCAUUUCGACUGUAAUCUUGUAAUAUUACGGAGAUUUUUUUUCCCCCAGAAAAUACCACGAAUCUACGAUCUAUACAUAAAUACUUUUGUUCUCGAGAAAAUGCUACUUUAUUCCCGUUUUCCUUAUUUCUUUCCCCUAAAAUGGCAGCUUCGGUAUACGCAUGCGCAGUAAUGAUUGAUAGUGGAGGACCAGAUCACGUGAUUCGUGAGUAGUUGUCUUUUUUGCAAAGUUCUUGUGUAUUUUUAAGAAGAAAAAUGUCGUAUUAUGCUACGCCUGUGUACGCCUUUAUCACUCGAAAAUACUGCCUUUAACUACUUUACUAUCAUAUUAUUGCGACGUUUUUAAAUAUGACUUUAUUCUCGUAAAUCUACGACUUUUUUCUCCCCCAAAUCCGAUUGUUGCACAUGCGCAGUAUUGAUUUACAGUCAAUGUAUUCCUGUUGUAGUGGGGUAGGUCAAGGUAGACUUUUUAUUUAUUUGUAUUUUUAUUUUUGUUGUUGAACAUCGAUGAUUGGAUUUAGAUGGCAAAUUUGACACACAGUUGAUUGCAUUACCAAACGUUGUGCAAAUAACACCCGUUACUGGUUGUGCUCUGAUCUUUUUACAAUAUAUUCAUCGUAGUAAUAAUGGAUACAGUUGUGCAUCAGUACGAUGUAGUUCAGUAUUGGUAGAGAAACGUGCAUAAAACAGACUGGUAAAGGGAAAAGUACUGAUUCAAUUUAAGUACAUUUUACAUUUGCUAGUUUUUUUCUACAUGCAUCUCCCCCUGCUUUAGAGUGCCUCGGUGUUGGCGGUGAGUGGAUGCAUGCCACGGGGAAUAGCAAGGGCGCGGGGGGUCGAUUUUAUUGUUAUUCUUUUUUUAAGUUCGACUCGAAAGCCAUAGCGUGCGGACUGGGGCUUCAGGCUGGUGCGGCUGCUUUAGAGCGCCUCGUUAUCGGCUGUGAGCGCACACAUAGUCGCGAUAGUAUUUGAUUGACAGUUGACAGUUAUGCGGGGCGUGGUUUCAGCACAUUCACCAUUUGUGAGCGGAGAGUACGACGUGAUCUUUCGCGAUUUGGAAGCCUCGUUUUACAUACUUGGUGAUUUUACAGGUUUGUCAACAAAAGCAUCUCUGUGAUGGGUCAAAGUUACAAUACAUUAUUUUCACUUUGUAGGCUACAGUAACAGAGUAUUAGUGCUUGGUUACUUCCCACCGCCGUUUGCCACUGCACUUGUGUGAUGUUCCGAUGACUGACGUCAUUUUGACAGUGAGUAAACACACACAAGGUCAGAAAUACUGUGGACUAACACGAGCUUGUUUUCACGCAGGCACACAAGCGGUGAGCGGCCAUGAUGCUGCUGGGCCCCAGUCUCUGCCUUCCCUCGCAGGCCGCCGUCCAGGAACUCUUCCUGGCGGCCCGCGACGCCAACGUGGUCCCGGACAUCUCCCUGGACCCGGUUCUCACCGCCUUCCUGUGCCUGGACUCGUCGGCUGCGCUGCAGCACCAGUACGCCUCGCUGCAGAGGAGCCUGAGCGAGGCGCAGCAAGCGGCGUUCGGCCUGCGCCUCAACCGAGAGCUCGGGGGCGGCAGGGUCACGCGCGGGGGGGUCGGCGUCGUAGCGCUGGCUUUGUCCUUGCUGCUGGACCACGUUGCGCAACAAUUUAGAGGCAACAGUUCGGCAGAGGCUAUCCAAUCGCCUCUGACAUGCCCGUCCGGGAAGAUUUUUGGCAUCGCAGUCUCUUCGAGAAUCGGCGGGAUUGCACAAAACUACCUGAACCUGAUCCCGGGCAUCGCCAACGACCAGGACAUGAUGGCCGAGACCACGGAGAUCUACGACAACUGGCUUAAACUGGAAAUGCUGGACCAUUACCAGAGGAUGACCAAUAAGAAGAGGAUGAGUUCAGUGUCCAUGCAGCAGUGGUUGACCGGAGCCGCACUUCAUCUCCACAUGAGAAUCCACCAGGUUCGUCUUCAUUCUGUGCCAUUUGGUUCAGCGGAGUCUCUUCGUCUGUCCUAUAAGACGGCCUUAAACCGUCUGGUGCAGGGUUACGUCGUCUACCUUCACAGGAACAUUCGGGAGACCGCACCAUCACCGCCGGAGCGUCGCCCGUCCGAGACAGGCCGCACGACCAACUGGACCCGCUCCAGCGAGAUGUCCUUUAACAUGAGCCAAGCGGAUACAUCCAAUGAGACGACCCGCGGCGGAGCUCGUAAAACAGGUGACUUUGCUUCAAAAGAGGGUCUUCUGGUCAUCGAGCCGGGCAGAAACGUGAGUCACGGCGUGCGGCAUCACCCCUGCGAGUCUCCGGCCAUACAGCAAGCUUUGGUGACGCGAAUCAUAAACGCGCAGGACCUGGAGCAGAGCAGAAGCUUUUUCCUGUACCCCAAAAAAAUCUUCCAACGACUGCUCGCACAGGAGGAUGCUUUUGAGCUCACAAAUUAAAUUGAAUGCUUCUGUUGUUAUUUUUGUCGCCCCCUCUUAUAUUUAAACGCAAACUGUGCAUAAUGUGAGAGUGAAUGACAAAAAUAUUAGACAUACUUUUUAACUUUUUUUUUUAAGGAAUAAAACCUCGUAUUUGAUGAACACUUUGGCCCACUACGUUAUUCUAUUUGUGUCCUACAUAUUUCCCUGUUUGUUGAGAUUGAUGCUUUCUUUUUCAUCCAAUGUCAAUGUUAAUGUACACAUUAAGUUCCCCCUUCAUUCUUAUUCAUAUCUUAUUUAUUUUUUAAUAAUUUCAGACUGCUGUAUCACCUGAAUUUUCCAUAAUCUGGUUUAUUUUACAUGUUUGUAUGUGCUAUCUCAUUUAAUCUUCCAUAUCCAAUGUGAUUAUUAAUAUACAUGGACAUAUAACGCUGGUUGCCAUGCAGUUAACCAAUUUAUUUGUCUUUAUGUAUAGCAUACCGUGUCCUAUGUGAUUGUCCCAUGUGUUAUUUUGUUUUUAUGGGUCUCUAUGUAAAAGUGGGAUGG
Phycodurus eques (leafy seadragon) is the source of this 3512-nucleotide messenger RNA. RefSeq lists its product as uncharacterized. The record is from RefSeq and is a predicted model, not a curated record. Bases 1893 to 2987 code for a protein of 364 amino acids. Lineage: Eukaryota; Metazoa; Chordata; Actinopteri; Syngnathiformes; Syngnathidae. The transcript has 3 exons.